Messenger RNA from Macrobrachium nipponense, 744 nucleotides. RefSeq lists its product as uncharacterized. The record is from RefSeq and is a predicted model, not a curated record. NCBI's taxonomy places the organism in Eukaryota, Metazoa, Arthropoda, Malacostraca, Decapoda, Palaemonidae. The transcript has a single exon. The coding region runs from base 1 to 744 and encodes 247 amino acids.
AUGGGUAGGCAUUCUGUUGCUUUAGGGGGCUCUAAACAGUCAAGCGUGAGUUCUACUGGGAGUAGGCGUGUGUUGGCAGCUGCUUCUAGAGCCAGGUUGGAAGCAAAAUUACAGAAGUUGGAAGAGCUGCAAGCCAUAGAGCGAGAGGAAGAAGCCUUAAGACAGAGGAGGGAGAAGCUUAGGUUGGAGGCAGAGAUAGCUGAGGUGGUGGCAGAGGAGAAGGUUUUACAACAAUUUGACGAAAAUAAUAGAGAAAUAGCUCCCGUCACUAGGAUAAGGGAACACAUAGACCCUGACAUGGACAGGAGUGAACAACCCAUGGGCUUAGGUGCAGUAGCGCCUGAAGUUAGCUCAGGUGGGAAUAACCAAGGGGACUUAAGUAAUAAGGAAAUCUUGCAGACAUUAAUCUCUUGCAGCCUCAAAGGCUUGAUGCCCAAGCAGGAUAUGGCUAAGUUUGAUGGAGAUUAUACAAAGUACUUUAGGUUCAUCCGCUCAUUCGACGACAUAUUUAGCAGCCAGCUGACAAAUGAUAAGGAAAGGCUGAGGUAUCUGGAUUUAUACACAACAGGUAGGCCAAAUGAGAUAGUGGCAGCUUGCCUCCACUUAGAUGCUUCAGAGGGCUAUAGGCAGGCAAGAAAAUUGCUGGAGGAGCGAUACGGCAAUCUUGAGCAAAUAGCCACCGCAUACGUGGAUAAGGUAAUCGAAUGGAAGGACAUGGGGGAGAAUAAUGCAGAGGAACUUUGA